AUGUCUCAGCCAGCACCCCCUCCGGGUAUGCCUACCCCUCAGCAACUUCAGCAGAUGAUUGCAAUGGAGGCUCAGAAGCGUGGCAUGACCGUCCCUCAAUUCCAAGCCUUCCAACGCCAACAGAUCGAAGCCGAAGCCGCCAAACUGAACAUGUCCCCCCAGCAGUUCAUUCAAAUGAAACAGGAAGAGGCCAGACAGGCUUUCCAAAGACAGCAGGCUGCGCAACAGCAACAGCAAACGGGCCAACCUCAGCCACAAGGCCAAGUCCAACACAUUCCUGUCAACGGGGAGGUCGAGGCCAAACCCGAGGCGCUGGCUGUUGCGAAGUUCCUGCGAUCGCAAGAUUUGAAAACAAGAACCUGCAUCUUCAACGGCCAGAGGAAAGACAUGUUCAAAGUGAAACGGGCAUUUCGCGCGCUCUACUCCGAUGCUUAUAAAAAGGCUCGCACCAAGGAUCCUCUCCUGCCAAAAGUCGAAAAUGAGAUGGAAGCCCGUCAAGCUGUUCAGCUUCUCCCUCUCUCAAUGCUGGCUUUGCGUGUGUCUAAAAAAGACCCUCACGAGGGGCAUAAUCAUGCCAAACCAAAGAAGGAAAAGCGUGUCAAAGGACAGUGGGAGGUCAAAAUCGAACAACAACAGGACUUUGAACCUAUGAUGCACUAUGUCUGGCUAUACGAGGGCUCCCAGUGGAAGACCAAGAUUUGGGCUGGUGUGGUUGUCCUUCUUGUUUUCGCAGCUAUCCUCUUCCCACUCUGGCCCCUGGUUUUGAGACAAGGAGUAUGGUAUCUGUCAGUUGGCGCGAUGGGACUUAUUGGGUUAUUUUUCGCCAUGGCGAUUUUCCGACUGAUCCUGUUCGUCUUCACAUUCUUCCUUACUCCUCCAGGCCUCUGGCUUUACCCGAAUCUGUUCGAGGACGUAGGCUUCUUCGAUAGCUUCCGUCCAGUAUGGGGCUGGCAUGAAACCAAGGAAGACAUCAAGAGAAAGAAGCAUGAGAAGAAGGCAAAACGUGCUCAGAAAGCCGCCGCCGCUGCUGGUGAGAAGCCCGCGACCAUUGUUGCGGAGACUGCUACCGCGGCGACUCCUUCAAAUGGCACUGCGGUCACUUCUGGGUCUGAGGCGGUUGUGGUGUCCGUUCCGGCAAGACGACAUGCGGCCCCGACCGUAGAAGAGGCCGAUGAUGAAUGA
Messenger RNA from Exophiala aquamarina CBS 119918, 1182 nucleotides. RefSeq lists its product as uncharacterized. The record is from RefSeq and is a predicted model, not a curated record. Gene Ontology annotation, biological process: post-translational protein targeting to membrane, translocation. Gene Ontology annotation, cellular component: endoplasmic reticulum; endoplasmic reticulum membrane. NCBI's taxonomy places the organism in Eukaryota, Fungi, Ascomycota, Eurotiomycetes, Chaetothyriales, Herpotrichiellaceae. The transcript is spliced from 2 exons. The coding region runs from base 1 to 1182 and encodes 393 amino acids.